Molecule: messenger RNA, 1676 nt
Organism: Durio zibethinus
Lineage: Eukaryota; Viridiplantae; Streptophyta; Magnoliopsida; Malvales; Malvaceae
Source: RefSeq, a predicted model, not a curated record
GUUACCUACUUAUCUUUUUCCCAAACAAGAAGCAAAAAAACAAUCUUCCUCCUGCAAUUCUCUAGCUAUCUAUUCACCGUUGCCGGAGAAAUGAAAAUUUCGGCGAAUACUUAUUUUCUUUCUGUACGCUAUGAUCGUAUCUCCGAUCACCGUCGCCACGUCUUCUACGAAACAACUUAACGCUUUUUGGGCUAAAUUAGCUUCUUAAGUUCUUUUUUGGCUAAUGAGCAUGGCUUUGGUUAAAAUUUUUGAAAUCGAUUUUGCCGUUUCGUUUUUGUGAGGUUCAUGUAUUGUGUGUAAAUUUUUUUUCUUGGAUUUAGCUUUUUUGGAUGUAAAUGGAGAAGAAAUCAGCGGCAUUAACUGGUUAAGCUGAGUUUAAGACAUAGAAAAGCAGGGUUUUAAGAAAAGAAAAAUAAAAGAGAAGCUCUAACAUUUUUUUUCCCAAUGAAGGUUCAGCCAAUCGACAUCAAUUCACAGGCACAAAAAGAAAUUGUUCCUGUUCGAGCUGAACCGGUCAAGCCUCUUCUUAAAUCGCGUCUCAAGAGACUCUUCGAUCGGCCGUUUCCUAGCGUUCUGAGAAUAUCAACAGCGGAAAAGCCGAGUGUUGAUGAAACUCAGUUUAAUAACAAAGAUGAAGUGAUUGAGUUCGAGCCAAGUUCAGUUUGUUUGGCUAAAAUGGUUCAAAAUUUCAUCGAAGAUAGCCACAACGACAAGCAAUCGCCACUGCGGUCGCCUCUGGCUAAAUACGGCCGUAAUCGCUGUAAUUGCUUUAAUGGAAAUAGCAAUGAUAGCUCCAAUGAUGAGUUUGAUGCGUUUGGUGAGUCGAUUAAUGGCGGACCAUCGCUUGUCGAUGCUUGUGAUACACUCAAGAGUCUUGUCCCAUGCGCCAGUGUUGUAGAGAGAAACCUCUUAGCAGACACGGCGAUGAUCGUUGAAAGGAACAAAAAUUGUAAGCGAAAAGACGAUUUGAGAAAGAGCGUGACCGAUGGAUUAAUUUCUCUUGGUUAUAACUCUUCAAUUUGCAAAUCAAAAUGGAACAAAUCUCCAUCUUUACCGCACGGUGAUUAUGAGUAUAUAGACGUGUUCGUAGACGGGGAGAGAAUGUUGAUUGACAUUGAUUUUAGAUCGGAGUUUGAGAUGGCGAGAUCGACUGCUGCCUACAAAGCGAUCGUCCAAUCAUUACCGUUCAUCUUCGUCGGUAAAUCGGAUCGUCUCGACCAGAUUGUUUCCCUCGUAUCGGAGGCAGCUAAGCAGAGCUUGAAAAAGAAAGGCAUACACCUUCCUCCUUGGAGAAAAGCGGAGUAUAUGCGAGCCAAAUGGCUCUCCCAAUUCACCAGAACCUUUUCUCAGUCGGACGACGUUUCGGCUAAAACUGAUUGCGACGAAACAGAUGAUUACGGUGGUUGCGGAGAGCUGGAUUUGAUUUUCGGCGAGAAAAAAAUGGCCUCAUCGGAGGAUAACUCCGGCGUAGAAGAUUUGCCGGCAACUUUAGUGACCACGUGGCAGCCGCCGGCUAUCAAACCGAAGAGUGCAGAGAGAGGAACGAAGAUCGUCACCGGAUUGGCUUCUCUACUCGAAGAGAAACCAUAAAAAUUUUGGAAUUUUUAAAAUCUUGUUUUCUUUUACUACAAUUUUCGCCGUAAAUAAUAUAAAAAUCGCAUAAUACCGUUUCCCUA